ACAUACUCUCUUAUACUCCCUUCACCGUUUUUCCUCUAUCUCAACCUUUCCCUCUCUUCGCUACUUCCACUUGUACUCACGUCUAUUCGUCCGCCAACCCAUUCAUUUCUUCAUUAAUCUUUCUUUCAUUCUCCAUCUUACAACAACAUUUCAUCACUCCUUUAUUCCCCCUUACCUUACAGGCCACUAACGCUGCUUCUUUCAUCGACACUACCUCGUUUAUUAUCACCACCACUGUUGCUCUCUUGCUUAUAAUAACGACCCCCUCCUCCAUCCUCCUGCACCUAACUUUAUGGCAGAAGCGUCCACAGCUACCAUCGCAACACCGUUGUCCCGAAGAUUAGUCUAAAGGAAUGGAAUAUUAAUUAAACAGCAACCUGCAGCUCUAUAUACUUCUAGGACCUUUUAUUUAAAUUUUUAAUUUGUUCGAUUUUAACAGCAUGUAAACAAACGUGCAUAUGUGAACUGGUACGCGUUUGCGCAUCCGCACAAAUACUCAUGUAAUAAUAGACAAAUUGAUGGAGAGAUAGACGGAUGGACAACAACAAUAUAGGUGAAGAUGCUUAAAGAUCGCAUAUGAAUAACGUCUCACUUUAUAUAGUCUAAGUAAAAUUUAUUCUCUCGUGCAUAUGAAGCUGUGGAGAACGCGAGGGCAAAAUGUAAGGAGAUAGAAUACGCCAGAUUUAUUUAUAUUUAUAAACAGUCGUGCACUGCUUAAAAAUCAGCAACACAUCUGUCACAAGAAUGGAUCCUUCCUGCCAUCUGUCGCAAACUCAGUACUGUGGUUUCUAUCCUAUUAACUCUUAUUCAAUCAUCAAAACGUCCUCUUUUAGCUCACCUAAGGAUAAUGUGCACCAAAUAAAGGUGUGUUGCUGUGGCCAGAAUGUCAAAAGAAGUCCUCUGGAAUAUAUCAACAGUCUUUGCCAGCAGCUGCCAUUUUUGUUGAAUACCUCUUAACAUCUUUGUAAUGUGCUCUGCUCAAUAUGAGUGACAACUAUGAUUGCAUGGAAGUAUCCAUGUCUGCAUCAUCUAAUACCACUUUGGAGUACUGUGAUGAUCCUUAUGAUGAGUCCGGGACCAACUCAGCUGUACUGUAUGCCAUGUCGGCUGCCGACAGCACAGCACAGAAUCAGGAGACUUGCAAAAAGAAGAAUUCUCAGAAAAGAUCCUUGUCAAAAGGAAUGAAACUGUUAUCUCCCUCUAGCCUUGAUACCUCAACCAGUGGAUACUCCAUUAGUAGCAAUGUGCCAUUUCUUAAAGGUCGGACUGAGAAAGAUGAAUAUGUACGUUGUGCUGUGAAUGCAGCCAGUAUUGGUGACGAUGAUGAGAGAGAAUGUGGUUUGGGAGGAUUUCGGCCCGAAUGCCUCAAUGUUUGUGCAAAUAUUAGAUCUUUUGUCUUCUUUAUGUGCCUAUUGUUAGUUGUAACUGGCUCUUUAUCGACAGGUUAUUUGAACAGUGUUAUAACAACUAUUGAGAAACGAUUUGAAAUUGGAAGUUCAAUUUCAGGACUAAUUGCUGCUUCUUAUGAAUUCGGGUCUCUUGUGGCAGUGAUUUUUGUCAGCUACCUUGGCAGUCGAAGGCACAUUCCAAAAUGGAUUGGUGUUGGAGUUGUGUUCAUGGGAUUUGGAGCUAUUUUUUUCUCAAUGCCUCAUAUCAUAGCUGAAAAAUACACUUUAAAAGACAAGAUCAUUAACAGUACCAAAGAAAACAUCUGCCGAUCAGUUGCAGGUGGAGCUGGUAACCGCUGUAUUGAUAAAAACUCUGGGAACUGGAAAUAUGUCUUAAUAUUAAUAAUAUCGCAAGUGCUCAUUGGUACUGGAGGAACACCAAUACUUACUCUUGGAACUACAUAUGUUGAUGAUCACGUGACCAAAGAAAAAGCUCCAUUAUAUCUUGCAUUCAUCUAUGCGACCGCUGCAUUGGGUCCAGUUGUUGGUUAUGCCCUUGGAGCUCUACUCUUGCAGUUUUAUGUUGAUUUGUUUUCCUACAAUGUUUCUCUGACCCCUUCAGAUCCUCGUUGGAUUGGGGCCUGGUGGGGUGGCUUCAUCAUCUGUGGAGUAGUUCUAAUCCUGAUGUCCCUUCCAUUUUUUGCAUUCCCAAAAGUCCUCAGUAGAGAAAAGCGCAAAAUUUUGGAAAACAAAAGCAAAGAGCUUCUUCUUAAUGAGGAAGAUCAGGAAGCCAAUAAAGAAUAUGGCCGAACCAUAAAAGAUAUACCAAAAUCUAUUUGGCUCCUUCUAAAGAAUUCCAUUUACCUCAUCACUUGCCUUGGUAUAUGUUGUGAGUUCUCAAUUGUCAGUGGAUUUGUUACUUUCCUGCCAAAAUAUUUUGAAACCCAGUUUGGAAGCUCUACCUCAGUCGCUAAUCUAUUUACAGGUGGAAUUGGUAUUCCUGGUGCUGUUGUUGGAAUCCUUAUUGGAGGCUGUGUACUUCGUCGUUUUCAACUCUGUCCAAAAGGGGCCAUACAGAUGACUCUAAUUCUUGAUAUCCUUGCGCUGAGUGGAUAUAUCCUUUUCUUCUUCCUUGGAUGUGAUAACUUAAAAAUAGCUGGUGCAACAUUUCCAUAUUUCAAUAGCACUGGUCACAAGAUAAUGGAGGCAAACUUGACAUCAGCUUGUAACUCUAACUGUGACUGUUCUCCAAAUCACCUCGAACCAAUCUGUGGAAUAAACGGUAUCACUUAUUUCUCACCCUGUCACGCUGGCUGUACCAAUUAUUACGUCAAUCAUAACAAUGCAUAUCAUUCCACAAACUACAGUGGCUGUUCCUGCAUACUGGACAACCACCUUGCCAGUUCUGAAGUUGUUGUGCUGCCUCUAGCCACAAGUGGUCCAUGUAAGACUACCUGCAAAAAUUUGCUACCAUUUCUAAUCUUGUUGGUUGUGAUGACAUUUUGUGUUGCUGGGACACAGAUGCCACUAUUGAUGGUUACUCUCAGGUCAGUUGCUGAAGAAGAAAGAGCUUUUGCUCUCGGAAUGCAGUUUGUUUUAUUCCGGCUCUUUGCCUAUAUUCCUGCCCCAAUACUUUUUGGUAACAUCAUAGACACAGCUUGUCUCUUGUGGAGAAACAAAUGUGGAAACAAUGGCUCUUGUCUUGUUUAUGACAUUGUACAGUUCCGAAACAAAUAUGUUGGUAUCUCUGCUGGACUGAAGGUUCUUGGAACUUUGCUGUUUUUUAUUGUCUGGUUAUUAAUACGCAAGAAGAUAGGUGAUGAUUCUAAGUUUACUCUGGCAGUUACUCAGUAUGUGGACCCAGUAUAUUCCAUCAACAAAUUAGCCAAACUGCCUGAAAUUCCAGCCACGCAAACAAACCCUGAUUCCACAAACAAACCAAUGCUGACGGGGCCAACAUCGGUAAUGGAUCCUGAUGAGGGACAGAAUUUCUCUUCACAGACAUAUGAAUCUCACGUAUGACGCUUUGCAAAUCAGUCAGUCGAAAUGUUAUUGAUGACAUUAAGUUUUUCAAAAGUAUUUUCAUUUGUUAUAAAGUCAUAACUGAUCAAAAUACAUUCAUUUCCACCUAUCUAAAUAACAUAUCUCUAUACAUUAAAAAAAAAAAAAAUGUUUGUCCAUUCAAUGUUAACAUGUAUCUUUACAUGUAUAUAUAAUAUUAUAUUGACGAAACAGUUUGGUUAUGAGGAAAACAAUUUUACUCAAUGGCAAGUUAUAUUGUAAUAGCAAAAGUCUGCAGCCAGAGCUAAUAGGCUUUUUAUCUGUUAUUGUUAUUUUAGAAACAAAGGUCAACUUUGCCUUUCAUCCUAAACGGGGUCGAUAAAUAAAGUACCAGUCGAGUACUGGGAUCCAAUAUAAUCAAGUAACUCUUUCUCCUUCCCUUAAAUUUGUGGCCUUGUGCCUACAUUGCUCUUUCUACUUCUAUUACAACAAACUCCAUCUAUGAAUGUGCUUGAGUUUCUGUGUGAUAUAAAAAUAGAUAACUUUAACGAUAGUAGUUAGAGGUUAUUCAAAUUACAGCCCUUCAUGAAAUCCAACAAAGUUUUGCACCAAAACCUGUUGAGCCUUGUCUGGUUUAGUAAAUUUGGCCAUUUCAUGUAAUGUCUAAUUUGUUGUAGAUUUUAUGAAAGCUCUCAAUGCUGUUUUAAUAGUCAUGCAAGAAGGUAGUCAUUGUUAAUAUUUACACUUACAUAAUUACCCACCAACAAUGUAUAAAUAUCUGUUGUUAGCUACCAUUAUAUAGUACAAGCGUGGCCAUGCGGUUAAGCAGUUCACUCUGCAGUUGCAUGGUCCUAGGUUCAAUUAUUGCACAGCACUUCGAGCAAGUGUCUUUAUCUAUGCUGUCAGGGUGACCAAUACCUUUUUGAAAGAAAUUUGGUCAAUGGGAACUGUGGAGUAUCCUGUUGUACAAAUCAAGUCCAGUUAAUCCUAUGGGAUAGAUUGAAUGCUGAAAGAAGGUAAAAGCACUUUACAUGGCUCCUGUAUGGAUGUUCCACAAGGUCACUAGAAAUCAAACAUGAUUUGACAGUCUUUCCUGUGCAUUAUUACCAUUGUUGAUACUAUUUUGUUUUGAAUAUAGACCAGACAUCAACAAUUGCUAUUGAUUCAUCAUUUAUGAACUGACAGAUGUUUUUUGUAUGAAAAUUUUCCAACAAAAUUAAAUGCCUCUAAAGUCUAGCUUAUUGAUUCCACCGUAGGUCCAUUUUUACAUUUGAUAUUUUAGAAUCAUUUUAAAUGUAACCCAAAUAAAAAUGAGAAAUCAAUUUGUACAACUACUAACCUAGAUUUUUUAGCUUCAGGAUCAGUGGUUCUCAACUUUUUAAAUACCCAGGCUAGAUCCAAAACCUGGAUUUUUUUAGGGGGCCCCCACCAAAAAAAAAAAAAGUUAGUCAAUUGUAGAAAAAUUUAUUAUAUUUAUAGAGGAAAGACUAUUGGGGGUGGUGGGAAGGGUGCUUCAGGGCCACAUGCAGCCCUGAGAGCUGCUGUUGAGAAUCACUGUUCUGGAUGUUUAUGAACAUAACUGAGUUAUAGAAAAUAUAUUAAAACUUUUACAGGGAAUUAUUUAACUCUGAAAGAUUAUUUUAUUUUAAAAUAUAAAUUGUGAGAAUUAUAAGAUAUGCAAAAAGAAAUUUAAAAAAUAAAACAAAAAAAGCACCAAAUGUUUGACAUGAACAAAGAAUUUAAAUUUAAAAAAUUUAAAAGUGAUUUUUUUUUUUUCCUUUAGUGAAGUAAAUAUAACUUCUUAAUGGUAAUUACAGCUUGGUAAUAAAAAGAAAUAGCACAAACUUUAUAUCUCAUUUUUAUAAAUGAAUGUAUACAUAUAUAUAUACACGCACACAAACACGUGUUUGAGUAAUCUUCAAGGUAUACAUUCAUAAGACAUCAUAGUUGUAUUUCAUCACCAUGGCAAAAAUUAUCACACUGGAUGAUAAGACCUAAAUGCCUGAGCUUAAAGUUGAUGUCCUACAAGGUGACACAUUGGAGCUCUUCAUCUUCUUUCUUUGUGGUUAUGAACUAUGAAGAACAGGGUUUCAUUAUACCAAAGUCUAGGAGGGUUGGGUCAGAGACACUGUCUGAUCUAGGUUUUGUCAACAACAUUGCUUUGCCAUCUGAUAAAAUUACAGAUGCUAAGGCUAAGGUUCUAUCAAUAAUAAAAUCUGGAUAUAAGAAAAGCUUCACCCCAAUGCCAAGAAAAGACAAUACAUGAUCUCCAGUAGCUGAUCACAAGCCACUGACAGCUGCUGGGAGUAUCUCACUCAAUUUCUGAUGCUAGAAAUCAGAAUCUAGCUUAUGUGUCGGGGCCUGGAAAGAGUCAUUCAAAGUGGAUAGAAACCUUGCAUGGAAACUGCUCACGAAUACAAAGAACAUUUGGAUUUCAACUUUUCCAAACAUCUUAAGAAGAGACUCUUCAUAGAAGUGAUUGAAACAACUCUCCUUUAUAGUUGUAAAACUUGAUCCUUCACUCAGGCAAUGAUAGCUUUGAUUGCAGAAAGUGAUUAAUGAGCAAGUCUAUGGUAAUUUCUCCCAGUUGACCAACAAGAAAGAAGGAAGCUAGCUGCUACCUGCUGUGUAUUGUUUGUGACACCCAAAGUUGCCCUCUUAAGCAGAGUCAUUGUCUGGGAACUACCCAUGGGAAGAUGAAUUGUGGGUGUCUUUCUAAAAAAAAGUCAAGUUUUGGUAAACUUUGGACAUUAAUAAUGAUGGGAUUUGUAGCACAUCCAUCAUUGCACCUAGUGUAACUUGUAGGCAUGUGUGUGUUGAGUGUUAUAGGGAUUCAAAAACUUUAAAAAAAAAAAAUCUAAAGAUAAGAAAAUUGGUGAGCUAGGGGUAGGGCUGAAAAUUUUUUUUUUUUUUUUGAAUACUGCCCAUUUUCUUGUUUAAGCUACAAAACAGCUCACUGGUUUUCUUAAAGAAUUUAUUUCAGCUAUCAGUGUCUAUGUAGUCAGACAUAAAACUCUAUUAAACACAGGUAACACACUGCUAUUUUAUAUCUGUCCUUCAAAAUGACUCCAAGUGGAGUGACAUCAUUCAAUUAUCAAACUAGAAAUAACAGAUGCACUUUGUAUUCCUUUGAUCAAACAAGUCAUAUUUUAUACCAACAUCUUUCAAAGAUUAUCAAACUUCAAUGAUUUUACUAUUUCGAUGUUUUAUAACAUUACAUAUACUGCCAUAAAACUCUGUUGAUACUGCUU
This is a messenger RNA of Octopus sinensis (East Asian common octopus), 6640 nucleotides long. RefSeq names its product solute carrier organic anion transporter family member 5A1. The record is from RefSeq and is a predicted model, not a curated record. Gene Ontology annotation, biological process: sodium-independent organic anion transport; transmembrane transport. Gene Ontology annotation, molecular function: protein binding. The coding region runs from base 984 to 3410 and encodes 808 amino acids. Gene Ontology annotation, cellular component: membrane. Lineage: Eukaryota; Metazoa; Mollusca; Cephalopoda; Octopoda; Octopodidae. The transcript has 12 exons.